AACCAUCAUCCACCCCCUCCUCCUCCUCUCCUCUCUCCACUUCUAUCUCAGCUCUGCGAAGAAGGCAAACGAGGAAACCAAGGAUUGAUGUGUUGCUUGAAAUUUAAUAUUUUUUGCGCACGUCCCCAACGACCGCCGGCUUUGCUAAAAAAAAAAAAAAAAAUCAUUGCUUUUGAUGAUUUUUAUGUGAUAACAGUACAUAGCUGUGUGUGUACAGUAUGUGCGCUCGUUGUGCUCCGGUUGGCCGUGAUAUAACCGUCUAGGAUCGUUUGGAUGUUGAAGGAAGAGGCUCUAACGCUCCGGGAAGCUUCGUCCAUCCCUCCGUGUCCUCCUCAUUCCUGCGACCGGCUGCAUGACCGGUGAUGCUCGGACUCGUCGCCUGGAUGCGCCCCUCUCUUCGCGGUGUGCCGUCGGUACCGCUGCCUGUAUCCCCCUAUAGCAGAUUUCCACUGUCGCCGGAGAAAGGUCUAGGGACCACAUAUGGAAACUGGGGAUCAGAAUUUUAGAAAAAAGGAAAACUAAGCAGGCUGUCGUUUGAUUUUCAUAACUUAAUAUUUUUCCCUCGUCUUUUUGGCUUGAUUUUUUUAAUUUAGGGGAAACGGGUUGAUCGUCCCUGGUUGGUUUAUUUUCCUUCAUCUUUUAAGGAAUGGCUGGUUUUCAUUGCAGUCAUGGUACCGGCUGAUUAUUUGGCAUUAUUUAUCAUUCUGUCCUUGAUUUGGGGGAGCGUUUGAUUCUGCUGGUUUGAAUUUGUUCUUUCAUUUCUUUCAGCACAUCCAGUCCUUGUUUUUUUUCAACAUAUUUUGGGCAUUGCCUGUCUGUCUUGCCUGUCUCCCUAUUUCCAAAAUACAUGUGAUAGCCUGAUUCUUCAGAAAUGCUAUGGAGAUGAACCUCCAUAAUUCACUGGUCCACUGGGUUACAUCAAGUUAGUCAGAUCUAAUCCUGAAUUGUGUCAUCAUAUGUUGGAGGUCUCUGCUUUUGCCUUUUUUUGGGGCCAUUUUAAAGAAAUUAGGCCACCAACUGUGUUAGUCUUAACCACCCUCCACCCCCACACCCCAGUGUUUCUUCAUCCCUUUUCAGUAUGAAUUAAUUCACACUGCAUGUAUGUGUGUGCUCGUCCAUGUACAGGUGUGUGUGUGAGUGAAAGUUUGGCUCUGUGAGCAAGUGUAUGUGUGUGUCUAUGUAUGACCCGAAAAAUUAGUGUAGGCUUUAUGUGACGGCCUAUGUGGGAAAAAAUCAAGAGCUACAUGCACAUCAUUCCAUACAUCACCGUUGAAGCUGUGAGGAUUGUUAUACAUGUAACUGCUUUAGUCAGCUUAGAGCGCCGAAUUCAGGCCUGAGACAACGACAGAGAAACAGAACAAAAUCCUCCAUCUUCUCAUUAUCUCGGCCUUUUUCAGAGUUUGACAUUUAGAGGCCUUCCAACUCAACAAAGUAGGCCUAGAACCCAGACCAGGUCUCUUGUGGAAUCUGCUAGAAGCCUGUGUUUUUAGGUCAACUUUUUUCCAAAGCAGGGCAACUUACUGCCACUUGAGGACUAGAAUUUGGAAACCUCUGUAGCUGAGAGUUCUGUCAUCCUCGCCAAAGACUGUUUGACUCGUCUUUUGGGCCAAACAGCCACCUAUUGUCCCUAAACCUCACCCUAACCCUAACCCCCUCAUCUUAAUUUUCACCUGUUUGCUGUCCCACCCCAAAACCAACCAUACGAUUUCCCCCGAGCUCCCCUAAUUCCCCCGCCCCCCCAGCGGCCCCCCGCUACCGUCGUCCACCCGACACUGCCCACCCCCCGUUUUCCGAGCUGGCGUGGCGACGCAAACUCACAAAUAUUUACUUCCUGUACAUCAAGAGGAAAGGGGGCCCCCCUUUCGUGGAAUGUGGCAACAUGGGCGUGUUUGACCGCGGAGUUCAGAUGCUGCUGACCACGGUAGGGGCCUUCGCCGCCUUCAGUCUUAUGACCAUCGCCGUGGGGACAGACUACUGGCUGUACUCACGCGGCGUCUGCAAGAUCAAGAGCACCAACGAGAAUGAGACCAGCAAGAAGAACGAGGAGGUGAUGACGCACUCGGGCCUCUGGAGGACCUGCUGCCUGGAAGGAUCUUUUAAAGGCAUGUGUAAGCAGAUAGAUCACUUCCCAGAGGAUGCUGACUAUGAGGCGGAUGCUUCCGAGUACUUCCUACGUGCUGUACGAGCCUCCAGUAUCUUCCCUAUCCUGAGUGUGAUCCUGCUCUUCAUGGGGGGGCUGUGCAUCGCCGCCAGCGAGUUCUACAAGUCACGCCACAACAUCAUCCUCAGCGCCGGCAUUCUCUUCGUCUCCGCAGGCCUGAGCAACAUCAUAGGAAUCAUUGUGUACAUAUCAGCCAAUGCUGGGGACCCUUCCAAGAGUGACUCCAAGAAGAACAGCUACUCCUACGGCUGGUCCUUCUACUUUGGCGCCCUCUCCUUCAUCAUGGCCGAAAUGGUGGGCGUGCUGGCCGUGCACAUGUUCAUCGACCGCCAUCGGGAGCUGCGCGUGGGGGCGCGAGCUGCCGACUACCUCCAAGGUGCGGCCAUCACGCGCAUCCCCAGCUACCGCUACCGCUAUCGACGCCGCUCACGCUCUUCGUCACGCUCUACAGAUCCCUCACACUCCCGGGAGGCAUCACCGGUGGGCCUGAAGGCCUUUGGGGCACUGCCCUCCACCGAGCUAUCCAUGUACACGCUACCCAAGGGCCAAACGGGCACCCCGACAGCCACCUAUAACUCCACGGAGAGGGACCACAACUUCCUGCAGGUCCACAACUGCAUCCAGAAGGACAUGAAAGACUCAGGCGGCCACAGCAACACCGCCAACCGACGCACCACACCUGUAUGAAACUGAUAGAGGGUUCUCAGACACAAAAAAAUCAGAGGGAAUUUGGGGGGAAGGCAAAAGACAGAUCAUGGUGUAAGGAGAUGGAAAGAGGCUUAAAUGGAUAGAUGGAGUGAGGGGUAAGACAGAAGGGAACUUCUGAGCGCUCCACAGCACCUCAGAUGAUCACUGAGUUCCUGUUUAAAAAAAAAGGAAACUGAGAAAAAAUGCAUAAAAAAAGAAACAUGCAUGAUUUUCCCAUCUACCAUUGUUUAACAAGUUUUGAACAUGUUUGUAAAGAUUUGAGGGGGAGGAUGGGCAAAGAAGAGUCGGGAGGGGGGGGUGGGGGGCGGCCAGUGGUUGUCUGUCUCGGGGCUGUGGAGCCGUGGAGUGGUGGGCUGGGCCAGACUGCCCGUUAAAACGUGAACUUUAUAUUUUUUACUCUUCCUCAGUCUGAUGAAAAGGGGGCUUAGUUGACCCCUCGGCCCUGCCUAUGAUCCCGCCCUCGCACUACCAUCCCACAAGCCCCCCAACACACACCCUAACCUCCCUUAAACCCCACUCCUUUCUUUAGUUGCUGUAUCUUCUUGAUUUCAUUCUUUAUUCGCAUUAAUACUGUGAACCAUUGCGGUGUGGGAUUUAGCAGGGAACAAUUCAGGCCGCAAAAAAAGAAAAAAAAAGAAAAAACACAAGUUAAUAUAUGUAUUGAUUAUAUAUGAAUAUAUAUGUUAAUAAAUCAUGACUAGACUUCCCUGGCGCAAAAAUAUCAACAAGAAAAAAAAAAAGAAAACAAAGUAACCUACAAGUGAAACUAAAUCAAGUCGUCAUGGAAACUAAACCAAGACGGAGGAUUCACCGUGACUGGCUCAUUUGACGGGCAAAGGCUUCAGCCUACUUGAUACACUGAUAUUGGUUAGUAUUAGACACAUCAUCACAUUCUUUUACAACAAAAAAAAUCUUUUGGCCUUCCGCCGAAACCCUGGCAGCCAUCGUUGUUCAGGGUCAACUAAAGUUGACCUUACUUUUUUUGCUCCAUGAAGGGGCGGAGUGAAGAGCGAACUCUGGGUAAUCGAGGAUCUCUCAGCAAACUUGAAGAAGACUGUGGACAAUGAAAUGUCACUACUGCCAAAGACACAAAGUAGUGCGUGAGAGAACAUGGCUACCAGCGAGGUGAAGCUAAGUGACUCCAAAAAAUUAAGAAUUUACAUGCAUGCUAAUCAAAAUCAUCCGAUCUGCUUUUAAGGAACCUAUGUUUUGAACAACUGAACAAUACCAUGUAAGGGCAGUGGGAUGACAAAGUAGAAAUCAAUGUUACAGUACUGUGUCUACUUCAAUUUUUCUUUCUUUUCUUUUGAGUGGGUAAUUUGGGGUGGAGCUUCAUUACGCUUGAAACAAAAAGAACAAACCUUGGAGAACGUAUCAAGGCUUUUUUUAACAGAAGAAAAUCUUAUCUUGCCUUUUCAUUUACUUUUAUUUUCUCAGUUCCUUUGAACUCUCACACAGCCUUAGACUUUUUCUUUGUCUCAUUUUUCUCGUUUGGUUUUGCGUUGUGUUGUUGUAAAUGAGAAUUUUAAAAAAGCGUAAUGUCUUUCAAGGUGCCAAAACUGAAUGAUUCUGAACUUGGAUGCAUCAAGUCCUGAUGACGAAUAAAAAUUGAACCCCCCCGUAGGGAACAGAAUGA
Micropterus salmoides (largemouth bass) is the source of this 4505-nucleotide messenger RNA. Its product is annotated as voltage-dependent calcium channel gamma-2 subunit-like. Gene Ontology annotation, molecular function: voltage-gated calcium channel activity; channel regulator activity. Gene Ontology annotation, cellular component: postsynaptic density membrane; AMPA glutamate receptor complex; voltage-gated calcium channel complex. The coding region runs from base 1880 to 2848 and encodes 322 amino acids. Gene Ontology annotation, biological process: neurotransmitter receptor transport, postsynaptic endosome to lysosome; neurotransmitter receptor internalization; regulation of AMPA receptor activity. The record is from RefSeq and is a predicted model, not a curated record. Lineage: Eukaryota; Metazoa; Chordata; Actinopteri; Centrarchiformes; Centrarchidae. The transcript has 4 exons.